AUGGCUUCAACGGUGCCGCGAGCAGAACCAAAACACAUCGAGGUCUUUACCCUUCUUUCGGAUGGAGUGAUUCACGACACUCCAAUUGAUAUCAUCAAGGAAGUUGCUAGCGACUCUUUGACGGACGAUGAAAUUGCAAAGUAUGCCCAAACCUUCAACAGACCUUCGCAAAUCCCCGAAUUUAAAGAUAGACUUUUGACAACCAUAAACAAUAAUACCACAAACGCAAUAAGUAAAUUCAUCAUGUUGAUGAACCUUUUAGACUCCAAGGUAUUUGCCCCGUUAUUUACAAACUCGUGGACCCGGAUUAGAGAUAUGAAUUUGGAGGAGCGUGAACAUUUGAUGGUUUCAUUGCGAGACUCUCCAGUAUUUGCCAAACGAGUCUUGUUCAAAACCGUUCUUGCGUUGACUUUGAAUACUAUGGUCAUAUUAGGAAAUGAGUUACAUUAUAAGGCUAUCCAUUAUCCUGGAAGAGAUUUGAACGACAAAGCCUACGACGGUUUCGAAGCAGACCCAUUUAGAUACGACAUGAUGCCAAAGCCAGAAUUCGAUGACGCUGAGUUGCACUUGACAGACAUCGACGUUGUGAUAAUUGGAUCUGGUGCUGGUGCCGGAGUAGUUGCUCACACGUUGGCCAAUGAUGGGUAUAAAAGCUUGGUUUUAGAAAAAGGAAAGUACUAUUCACCUUCUGAGUAUAACUUUACUGAUAAGGAAGGCUUGACUGAGCUUUAUCAAACAGGGGGUAUAUUGGCAUCAACCAACCUGCAAAUUUCUCUAUUAUCUGGAUCUAAUUUUGGAGGAGGUACCACCGUAAACUGGUCGGCUAGUUUUAAAACGCCAUUCAAAGUUAGAAAAGAGUGGUACGACGAUUAUGGAUUAGACUUUGCUGCAACUGAUUCGUAUGACAAAUGUCAAGAUUACGUUUUCAAGCAGAUGGGUGCAUCAACUGAAGGAAUUAAACAUUCGUUUGCCAAUGAUGUGCUCAUGAAAGGCUGUGAAACCUUGGGCUAUACUGGAAAAGAAAUAGAUCAAAAUUCAGGUGGACAUCCAGCUCACCCAUGUGGAUUUUGCUAUCUAGGUUGCAAACACGGUAUCAAGCAGGGAUCUUCUGUUAACUGGUUUCGAGCAGCUGCUGCCACUGGAUCCAAAUUUAUGGAUCAAGUCAGGGUAAUCAAAAUUUUGAAUGAAAAUGGGACCGCAACAGGUGUAUUAUGUCAAGAUGAGGUUUCUGGAAGAAAAUUCAAGAUCACGGGACCAAAGAAAUUUGUUGUAUCAGGUGGGUCAUUAAACACACCAACAAUUUUAAAAAAUUCAGGAUUCACAAAUAAAAACAUUGGCAAAAACUUGAAGUUGCAUCCUGCUAUAUCAGUUUUUGGAGACUUUGGUCGUGAAGUACAAGCAGACCAUCAUAAGAACUCCAUAAUGACUGCUGUAUGCACACAAGUCGACGAUUUGGACGGUAAGGCACAUGGCUCUAAAGUUGAAACUGUUUUAAAUGCGCCAUUUAUUCAAGCUGCGAUUCUACCAUGGAAGGGAAGCGAUCAAAUAAGAAAAGAUUUAUUGCUGUAUAACCACUUGUGUGGUAUGGUGAUCAUAAACCGUGAUACUUCGAGCGGUUCAGUUGCAGGCGAUCCAAACAAACCAGAAGCAUUGUACAUUGAUUACAAUAUAAACAAGUAUGACAGGUAUGCCCUUUUACAAGCACUACUUGUGACAGCAGACAUCUUGUAUAUUGAAGGUGCUGAACGAAUCUUAACUCCCCAAUCAUCGAUCCCGAUUUUUGAAUCGAAAAUACCAAAGGACAAAAGAACCAUCACCGACAAGGACUACGUCGAAUGGAGAGAAAAAGUUGCUGCUACACCACUUGAUGCUUAUGGAGUUCCAUAUGGAUCAGCUCAUCAAAUGUCGAGUUGCAGAAUGUCGGGUAAGGGCCCUAGCUAUGGUGCUUGCGACACGAAGGGUAAGUUGUUCGAGGCGUCAAAUAUUUAUGUCGCAGAUGCUAGUUGUAUGCCCACGGCUUCUGGUGUCAAUCCAAUGGUUACCACGAUGUCUUUGGCAAGGCAUGUUGCGCUUGGUUUGUGUAACGAUUUGAAGACAAAGGCAAGAUUCUAG
Messenger RNA from Lodderomyces margitis, 2112 nucleotides. RefSeq names its product GMC family oxidoreductase. The coding region runs from base 1 to 2112 and encodes 703 amino acids. Gene Ontology annotation, molecular function: long-chain-alcohol oxidase activity; flavin adenine dinucleotide binding. The record is from RefSeq and is a predicted model, not a curated record. NCBI's taxonomy places the organism in Eukaryota, Fungi, Ascomycota, Pichiomycetes, Serinales, Debaryomycetaceae. The transcript has a single exon.